Molecule: messenger RNA, 1092 nt
Organism: Naumovozyma castellii
Lineage: Eukaryota; Fungi; Ascomycota; Saccharomycetes; Saccharomycetales; Saccharomycetaceae
Exons: 1
Coding region: 1-1092 (363 amino acids)
Source: RefSeq, a predicted model, not a curated record
AUGGCUCCAAAUACACCCUCUGUAGUGACUAAGAGAACGGUUACGUUUAUAAAUAACCAAACUCCAGCAGCAAUCACCGAAUCUCAGUUGGAUCUGGACAGUGUGGGGGAUUACGAUAUUAUUGUCAAGAUUGAAGCUGCUGCGCUUAACUCCAUCGAUGUAGUCAUUCAUGAAAAUGCUAACCCUCAUCUGGUAUCAUCAUCACCCAAGGCAUACGGUAGAGAUUUUUCAGGUGUAAUUAUUCGUCGUGGAGAUAAGGUGAAUCCCAAAUGGCAGGUAGGGGAUGAGAUAAAUGGGUUGUUCAAUCACCUCUUUGGUGACCAAGGUUCGCUUUCCAAUUAUCUGGUGUUCAACCCUGAUAAGCAAACAGGGAUUACACAUAUCCCUAAAUCGGAAGAAGACAAGAAGGAUAAAUUCAUUCGUGCUGCUGCAUGGCCUAUUGUAUUUAAUACUGCGUACUCGGUUCUAUUCAAAUAUGGUCAAACUUUGGGACCAUAUUCCAGGGUUUUGGUCAUUGGUGCCUCCACUACUGUGGCAAACGCCUUUAUUCAGAUGGCUAAGAAGCAGCUAAAUGUGGGGACCGUUGUGGGUGUUUGUAACUCGGAUAGUGUGGAAUAUAACAAAUCUAUGGGAUUCGAUUACUUAGUUUCUUACAAUCAAGAGGGCACCAUUCCUGAAAAUGUAGCCAAGUUGAUGGAACAGAAGAAGAUUGGUAAAUUCGAUCUAAUAUUCGAUUCCGUUGGUAACAGUGACUUCUUCCCCGUUAUGGAUGAUUUUUUAAAGCCAAAGUCGGAAAACUCGUAUUAUCUGACUUUGGUUGGAGAUCAAUCUUUUGAAUACGAUUCAUACAACUUCUCUGCAUUUUUAAGUGGACCCAUAAGGUUCCUCAAUCCAUGGCGGAAAUACAGAUACGCCAAAGUCUUCGGAUUACCCACGAAGGAAGGGAUGGACUUGGCUACAAGAAUGAUCGAGUUGGGCAAUUACAAUCCUCCCAUAGAUACUAUCUUCAAGUUUGAACAGUUCCAGGAGGCCAUUUACAGGUUGAAGUCGAAUAAGGCAAAGGGUAAGGUUAUCAUCUCCAUGAGUGAUUGA